GGAACAUCAUGUGUGCAGAUUGAACACAUUGCAGAAGAGACAACAGCAGCACAGCAAGACCAUUUUGUGCUCCCUGUAUGAUCCAGCGCAGACUGCUCACUACCAUAAGCAGAAUGACUGAAGAGGCAAAGAGACUGGCAGGUUAUGCAGCUGUGGAUAAUCACGUGAAGAAUAAUCAGGCUCUUGGCAUUGGAAGUGGGUCAACAAUUGUCCAUUCGGUGAAACGACUAGCUGAAAGGGUGGCGCAGGAGAAGCUGAACGUAGUUUGUGUUCCCACAUCUUUCCAGGCACGGCAGCUGAUCCUCCAGCAUGGAUUAACUCUGACUGAUUUAGAUCGGCAUCCUAAACUGGAUGUUGCUAUUGACGGAGCUGAUGAAGUGGAUUCUAAUCUUAACCUUAUCAAGGGAGGAGGCGGCUGUUUAACCCAGGAAAAAAUAGUUGCUGGUUGUGCAAAAUCCUUUAUCGUAAUCGCUGAUUACAGGAAAGAUUCCAAACACUUUGGAGAGCAGUGGAAGAAAGGAAUUCCUAUUGAGGUUAUCCCUAUGGCUUAUGUUCCUGUAACUAAAGUACUGCAGAGUCGGUUUGGUGGUGUUGCAGAGCUGAGGAUGGCAGUUAGCAAAGCUGGCCCAGUUGUGACCGACAAUGGGAAUUUUCUUUUGGACUGGAAGUUUGACAAAGUGCAUGACUGGAAAUCUGUGAACACCGCCAUUAAAAUGAUUCCAGGAGUUGUGGACACUGGGCUUUUUAUCGACAUGGCCGAGAGAGUCUACUUUGGGAUGGAAGAUGGAACCGUUAGUGUGCGAGAAAAACCUGUGCAUUAAUGCCAGAAAUCACCAGCAAUGCCUUCUCUUAUAUCUGACUUUAUCUGUGCCGAGUAGACUACUGUUAUUUUAUUGUUGCCUUCCCCCAACACAGUGAUCUUGAUAUGCUUUUGUUUGGCAAAUGGUGCAUUCAGCAUAUUCAUACGUGUAGUUAGACAGGAGCGCUAUAGCUAAAGUUGAA
Molecule: messenger RNA, 1002 nt
Organism: Bombina bombina (fire-bellied toad)
Lineage: Eukaryota; Metazoa; Chordata; Amphibia; Anura; Bombinatoridae
Gene: RPIA
Product: ribose 5-phosphate isomerase A
Exons: 10
Coding region: 78-821 (247 amino acids)
Biological process (GO): pentose-phosphate shunt, non-oxidative branch; D-ribose metabolic process
Cellular component (GO): intracellular membrane-bounded organelle
Molecular function (GO): ribose-5-phosphate isomerase activity
Source: RefSeq, a predicted model, not a curated record